Miscanthus lutarioriparius is the source of this 267-nucleotide messenger RNA. Lineage: Eukaryota; Viridiplantae; Streptophyta; Magnoliopsida; Poales; Poaceae. The record is from the annotation of a GenBank genome assembly.
AUGGCGCUUAUCAUCAAGAGCUCAAUCAUCGCUGUUUUCAUGGUUCUUGGAGUCAUAUCUGCCACAUCCAUAUGUUGCCUUGGUGCAAUCGCAGUAGGCACGGAGUCAUAUCUUCCACGUCCAUUUCCUCAUUGCUUCCACACUUGGACCUCACAGUACCCCUGUAAUGCGUAUGGGUGCCACUUGUUAUGCGAGCACAAACACCACAAGAGCGAUAAGGCCUACUGUAAAAGUCAAGGGCCUCCUGGGGUGUGCUGCUGCCCAUAG